ACUGUGUGCCCAAUUGAUUCUAAGAAAAAAAAAAUCCCGUCUUUUUGCCCUUGACGGUUUCCUCCACUCUACUUUUUUUCCACCCCCUCCCUCUACAUCUUUCAAAUCUUCCCAAUCCUCCCCUUCUACAAAAAAAAAAAGUCCACCAACUCAUAUUUCAGUCUUGGACAUUUAGCUGGGCCAUUUGUGCAUCUUCCCUUCUCUUCUACUCUAACGACACUUUCACUUCGGUCAAUCCUUCAAAAUGGCGGACGAGUUCGAGAUCGACAACCAGGGUGAUGCCGGUGCGUCUGCCACUUUCCCCAUGCAGUGCUCUGCUCUGCGCAAGAACGGUGCCGUCGUCAUCAAGGGCCGCCCCUGCAAGAUCGUAGACAUGUCGACCUCCAAGACCGGAAAGCACGGCCACGCCAAGGUCCAUCUCGUCGGUAUCGAUAUCUUCACCGGCAAGAAGCUCGAAGAACUUUGCCCUUCUACCCACAACAUGGAGGUUCCCGUUGUCAAGACCAAGCAGUACAACUUCUCCCACGUUGAGGAUGGCUUCAUUGUUCUCCACGACAUCAACACCAGCGAGGAGCGAAGCGACAUCAAGGUCCCCGAGGGUGAGAUUGGUAACAAGAUCGAGGCUGCCGAUGAGAACGGAACUCCUCUCAUCAUUACCAUUCAGUCCGCCAUGGGCGAAGAGGCCGCCAUCAAGGCCGACGAGCCUGCCCAGAAGGACUAAAUCCCCAGUUAGGGGACUUAGGACUCAGGUAGAGGAUGUCACUGGAUCGAGUGUUACUUAUGAGCCUCGACCAACUUGGACAUCACCAGAAGGGAGGGCUGUUUAACUAGCAAACCAGUAGCUAGGUUCGUAUUGGACGCUGGCCCACGGGGUUUUGCGUACGAAUGUGCUAUCCACUGUGGAGGAAUCAAACAUAUGGUACGAUAGUCCUCGAACUUCGCAUCUAUCCCAAUCUCUUUGAGGAACAAAAAUGAUGUGCAUUUUGAGGAUUUCAGCAAAACAGGUCUCCUGUUUUUAUUAGCACUUGACUUGUCCUACAGAAUCUACGAGAUCUCCCUUUA
This is a messenger RNA of Daldinia vernicosa, 1062 nucleotides long. RefSeq names its product translation initiation factor eIF5A. Gene Ontology annotation, molecular function: RNA binding; ribosome binding; translation elongation factor activity. Gene Ontology annotation, biological process: positive regulation of translational termination; positive regulation of translational elongation. The record is from RefSeq and is a predicted model, not a curated record. The transcript is spliced from 4 exons. NCBI's taxonomy places the organism in Eukaryota, Fungi, Ascomycota, Sordariomycetes, Xylariales, Hypoxylaceae. Bases 245 to 721 code for a protein of 158 amino acids.